Cadophora gregata is the source of this 3307-nucleotide messenger RNA. RefSeq lists its product as uncharacterized. The coding region runs from base 330 to 3281 and encodes 983 amino acids. Gene Ontology annotation, cellular component: vacuole. Lineage: Eukaryota; Fungi; Ascomycota; Leotiomycetes; Helotiales; Ploettnerulaceae. The record is from RefSeq and is a predicted model, not a curated record. Gene Ontology annotation, molecular function: beta-galactosidase activity. The transcript is spliced from 6 exons. Gene Ontology annotation, biological process: carbohydrate metabolic process.
UAUUCAUCCCUGACCCCCUCAUAUGUCUCCAUCUCCGCAUCCAUCCAUCCUGUGCAGUUCAUCCGGUAUGCGCGCCAACCAUAUUCAGGCACGGCCGGACUCUCUUGACCGUCUGAUUGCUGGAAGAAAUGCAAUUAUACUUCCCAAGUGGCAAGGAAGUGGGGUGAAGCAUCACGUACAUUACAUUGACUUAGGGAGAUGCUCGUCAUGAAAUGUCCCUCUAAUGUAACCUUUGCUAUACAGUUUAAUUGCUAUAAAACUAAUGUUAUGCUCACGAAAAAGCACAAUGCAGUACCUCAUCCAAUUUGGGCACUUCCAAGCACUUGAGAAUGCGUUUCUUGCACCUUCUUACUGUCCUUUCAUCCCUUCUCUGGGGCGGAAUCGCAACAGAUAAUGGUCUGACGAAAGCAGUAACAUGGGAUCCAUACAGUUUGACCAUCAAUGGCAGCAGAGUCUUUAUCUUCUCUGGGGAAGUCCACUAUCAGCGCAUGCCUGUGCCUGAGAUGUGGUUAGACAUCUUCCAUAAGUUCAAAGCCAAUGGUCUCAAUACCAUAAGUGUCUACUUCUUCUGGUCAUACCAUUCCCCAUCGAAAGGCGUCUACGAUUUCGAAACCUCGGGAAAGAACGUCCAAAAGCUAUUCGACUAUGCGAAAGAAGCAGGGCUUUGGGUGAUCGCCAGAGCAGGGCCAUACUGUAAUGCCGAAACAAAUGGUGGAGGAUUGGCCCUCUGGGGAUCUGACGGAAGCUUGGGGAACCUGCGGACCGGCGAUGCAACAUACCACGAUGCUUGGUUGCCAUGGAUUACACAGAUUGGAGAGAUCAUUGCCAGGAACGAAAUUACAAAAGGAGGACCUGUGAUCUUGAAUCAGCACGAGAACGAGCUUCAGGAAACAUCCCAUGUAGCGACAAACACGCUGGUUAUUUAUAUGGAGCAGAUUAAGAAGGCAUUCUUGGAUGCUGGUAUUACGGUGCCGUCAACACAUAAUGAGAAGGGCAUGCGUUCGCAGUCGUGGAGUACGGAUUAUCAGAAUGUCGGAGGGGCAGUAAAUAUCUAUGCCCUCGAUUCAUAUCCUGGAGGAUUCUCAUGCACAAACAUCAACACUGGCUUCAACCUUGUCAGGAACUACUACCAAUGGUUCCAAAACUACUCUUAUACUCAGCCAGAAUAUUUGGCAGAGUUCGAAGCCGGGUACUUUACUCCUUGGGGCGGAAGUUUUUACGAUGAUUGUGCUGCAGAACAUGAUCCGGUAUUUGCGGACGUAUACUACAAGAAUAAUAUAGGGCAGCGUAUAACACUUUUGAGUCUGUAUAUGGCUUGGGGAGGAACAAAUUGGGGUCAUUCCGCCGCUCCUGUAGUGUACACUUCCUACGACUACUCUGCCCCUCUUCGGGAAACUCGCCAGAUUCAGGAUAAGUUCUACCAAACCAAACUGAUCAGUCUGUUCACGCGCGUAUCAACGGACCUCCUGAAGACUGACAUGAUUGGCAACGGAACUGGAUAUGCAGUGUCUACACCAUUAAUCUGGACAUGGGAGCUUCGAAAUCCCGAUACUGGUGCCGGGUUCUAUACCGUACAGCAAGCAACAUCCAAAUCCAGAGACUCGACAACCUUCUCCGCGAAUCUCAAUACAUCCGAAGGCGUCAUCACCGUGCCAAAUAUCAAUCUGGAUGGUCGCCAAAGCAAGAUCCUCGUUACCGACUAUGUCUUUGGCAAGAACACCCUUCUUUACUCCUCAGCGGACGUUUUGACGUACGGUAUCUUCGACGUCGAUGUGCUUGCUCUUUACCUCAAGCCUGGUCAGGCAGGCCAAUUUGCGAUCAAGACUAGCACUGUAGACACCACACACAGCACUGAAGGAACCACUAAAGUCGCAGUCGAGUCAGUAAAUAGCACGGUAACUUUCACUUAUACUCAAGGCACUGGAAAGACUGUUGUCAAGUUUGGGAAUGUGCUGAUCUACCUUCUUGACCAACAAACGGCCUGGAAGUUCUGGGCUCCUCCAACAACACUCAACCCGGAUGUCAAACCUGACGAGCAAAUCUUUGUUUUGGGUCCCUACCUCGUCCGUAGUGCAUCUGUAUCUCAUGGUGUUGUACAUGUAUCUGGCGACAAUGACAACGCGACAACGAUCGAAGUCUACACUGGAAAUUCUGACAUCCAAACGAUCGACUGGAACGGGAAACGCCUACCCGCGACGAAGACAUCCUAUGGUUCAGUCACAGCACAAAUCCCAGGGGCUAAAGAUCGAACAAUUUCUCUUCCAGCCCUUACAAACUGGCGCUCUAAGGAUACUCUACCGGAAAAAUUGGCAUCGUACGAUGACUCGAAGUGGGCUGUGUGCAAUAAAAGUACGACUCUCAGUCCAGUCGCCCCUCUGACGAAGCCAGUGCUCUUUUCGAGUGACUAUGGAUUCUACACAGGCGCCAAGAUUUAUCGCGGGUAUUUCACAGGCACAAACUUCACGUCCGUGGACAUCACUUGUUCCGGAGGUCUUGCCUUUGGCUGGUCGGCGUGGUUAGAUGGCAACCUCAUCGGCGGCAACGUAGGAAACGCUUCGCUUACGACCACAUCAUCCAUCCUCACCCUCCCCAAGGCGUCCCUCAAGUCUGGCGAAAAUCUCCUCACAGUCGUCGUAGAUUACCACGGCCACGACCAAACCUCCACCGCAAAAGGAGUCGAGAAUCCCCGCGGAAUCCUCGGCGCAUCUCUCCUCCCCAACGCCACCAGCUCAACCGGCUUCACCCAAUGGAAAAUCCAAGGCAACGCCGGCGGAUCAAAGAACCUAGAUCCCGUCCGUGGACCCAUGAAUGAAGGUGGUCUGUACGCAGAACGUCUAGGCUGGCAUCUCCCAGGCUUCACGCCGGACUCUUCGUGGGACCGUUCAGGCCCAUCAACCGGUCUCAGUACCUCGGGAAUCCGUUUCUACACCACUACAUUCCACCUCAACAUCGAUUCUGAUCUGGACGUUCCACUUGGUAUCGAGCUCGGCGCUCCAGCUGGUACAGUAGCCAGAGUUAUGAUAUGGGUGAAUGGAUACCAGUAUGGGAAAUAUGUCCCUCAUAUUGGACCGCAGACCAGGUUCCCUGUUCCACCUGGUGUGAUUAAUAAUAGGGGGUUGAAUACUGUUGCCCUGAGUCUUUGGGCUAUGACAGAUGAGGGCGCGAAGCUGGAUACGGUGAAGUUGAUAUCUUAUGGUGCGUAUCAGACGGACUUUGUGUUUAAUAAGGAUUGGAGUGCUUUGCAGCCGGGGUGGGAUGAGAGUCGUUUGCAGUAUGCUUAGACUUUGACGACGAGUGAGAAAUAGAU